UGAUACAGUCUGGAACAACCAACUGGUAUCUCCCUUUGUGUUUAUCAAGACAGGCAUGAAAUUGUUACCAACCAUUACAAGCCAGGAUAUAAGCUUAUGGUCAUAGAAAGUUCUUCUCUGGAGGACAACCCACAUCAGCUGAUCGAAAAUGUCUUUAGCAGACAAAAGACUUGAACACUUGCAGAUCUACAAAGUCCUACAGUGCGUUCGCCAGAGGGAUAAGAAGCAGAUAGAAAAGAUGACUAAGCUUGGAUUCCAAGACCUCAUUAAUUUCACCGAGCCCACCAAUGGAGAGACUGCCCUUCAUUUAGCCUGCAUUGCAAAUGACAUUGACAUGUGCAACUUCCUGAUAGAACAAGGAGCUUAUACUAAUGUUCAGGACCGGAUGGGGCGCACGGCUGUGAUGAAAGCAGCUGAGCUGGGCCAUGACUUAGCCUUGGGUAUAUUGGCAAAGUCUGGAGCAAACAUGACCAUCGUUGAUAAUGAAGGAAAAGGUAUUUUGUUCUACUGCAUUUUACCCACAAAACGGCACUACCGUUGCAUUAAGACUGUCUUAGAAUAUGGUGCAGAUGUUAACAACUGCACUCUCGAUGGGAAGCCGGUAUUUCUGCAAGCCUGUGAACAAGCCCAUGAGAUUAAAGACAUCUGCCUGAGAUUCUUGGAAAAAGGAGCAGACCCCAAUGCAAUGAACCCAGUGACCGGUCGUACAGCCUUAAUGGAAGCAGCCAGAGAAGGUGUCCUGGAGGUGGUGUGUGGCAUACUUGAGAAAGGAGGAGAUGUUAACCUGUUUGACAAUGAAAGGCACAAUGCUGCCCAUUUUGCAGCCAAAGGAGGCUUUUUUGAGAUUCUGAGGAUUAUUUCUGCCUAUAAUGGAGAUGUGGGGCUGAUUGCCAUGAAUGGGAAUACACCACUUCACUAUGCUGCUGCAGGGGGGUUUGCAGAUUGCUGCAAAUUUAUAGGACAAAGAGGUUGUGAUCCCAAAUGGAAGAAUCUAUUAACAAAGACCCCAAGAAUCAUUGCCAAAGAAGGUGGCUUUAAAGCAGCAGCAAAGGAACUGCGUAAAAUUGAACGGCUCUUUGAUAAGUACUCUAAACCUGGAGUGAAAGAGGCCAACCCACAGUGGUCGAUAAGGCUGUACGAUUGGUCCUUAGAACAUCAGGCAGCACUUCGUGAGGCGUUUGAAGUGGUCGACAGAGGGGAUGGGACAGUAACCAAAGAUGAUUUUAUAUCAAUCGUUCAAGAAAAGUGUGCCUUUGUGGAUGGUGAGCAAAUACAAACAAUUGCCCAUGCACAUGAAAAAACUCGUGCUGGGGGAGUUAACACUGAAGAAUUUUUUAAAGGUUCCAGAUACUUGCAAAAAGCCUACCUCAUUACAUCUUUUGGACCAAAAAAGAAGAAAGGAAAAAGAGGGAAAGCCAAGAAAGGGAAGUUUACCAUCCCCAUGCCAAUUUGUGUCAUUCCAGAGAAUGAAUGCCCACGCCGAAAAGAUGGCGGGCCUAUGUACAUGAUUGAGACCUUUCAGAAUGCUACCGAUAGCAACCGUUUCAAUCGGGAUCAUCCACCUGAACAUCCUGUGCAGGAUGACUCCGCAUGGUAUAUUGAUGAGCCAGGGAAGACUUUCACCAAUAUUAACUUCCUUGUUAAAGCAGGAGACAUUGCAUCUCUGAAAAAAGCUUUUGAGGAGGGAGUGCCAGUGGACGUAAGAGAUUUACAUUACAAAACCCCUUUGAUGGUAGCAUGUGGAAGUGGGAACAUGGAUGCUGUUAAAUAUCUUCUAGAAAAGGGGGCAGAUGUAAAUGCAACUGACAAUUUCAUGUGGACUCCUCUGCACCAUGCCUGCCAUGCAGGACAGCAGGAUAUUGCUGAACUGCUAGUUAAGUCUGGAGCAGUGAUAGAUGCAGUUGCAAUCAACAGUUCAACCCCACUGAUGAGAGCCAUUGAGAGCUGUAGACUGGAUGCAGUGCAGUUUUUAAUUGAUGCUGGGGCUAAAGUCCAGAUGACAAACAGAAAAGGACAGAAUACUUUGGAUAUUGCAAAAGCAUAUGCUGAUUUUAGAUUAAUCAACUUGCUGCAGGAGAAACUGGACCGUCUACCAAAGGCAGCAGAGAACAAAGUGGAAAAAGGGAAAAAAGCUGGCAAACCCCAGCCAUCUCCUAAGCCCAAGCCGAAGCCUGAAGAGGCUGAAGCAGUGAAAGAAGAGGUUGCACAGAUACCUCUGCCAAUUGUAGAAAAAUCUAUUUUCGAAGAGAAGGAAGAAUCCCCUAUGGACAAUGUUAUUCAUCUGAAUUCACUGAUAACCAGCGGCGCUACUAAGAAAGUUGAUAUCACAUAUAUACCCAGAAAAAUUUGGACUCCUGAAGCUACAACAGAAGAUCUAAUAAGAAAGCGGGAAAUGCGUCGUGAGCGUUUUACUUACGAGGUGGACUUUGAAGACUUCAUGAUGCCUUUUAAGCGGAAUUUCAUGGAAAAAGCACGUCAAUUAGAAAUGGCUUCCUAAAUUAAAGCCAUGGCUUUCUUUUGAAUAAAGUUCAGAAGGGGAUUAAAAGACAA
Gavialis gangeticus (Gharial) is the source of this 2550-nucleotide messenger RNA. It is a transcript of the gene ANKEF1, whose product is annotated as ankyrin repeat and EF-hand domain containing 1. The transcript has 10 exons. The coding region runs from base 149 to 2497 and encodes 782 amino acids. The record is from RefSeq and is a predicted model, not a curated record. Gene Ontology annotation, molecular function: protein binding; calcium ion binding. NCBI's taxonomy places the organism in Eukaryota, Metazoa, Chordata, Crocodylia, Gavialidae.